Lutra lutra (Eurasian river otter) is the source of this 1561-nucleotide messenger RNA. RefSeq names its product Ras association domain family member 6 (gene RASSF6). The transcript is spliced from 11 exons. The record is from RefSeq and is a predicted model, not a curated record. The coding region runs from base 274 to 1281 and encodes 335 amino acids. Gene Ontology annotation, biological process: signal transduction. NCBI's taxonomy places the organism in Eukaryota, Metazoa, Chordata, Mammalia, Carnivora, Mustelidae.
GAGUAGGGGUAAUGAUUAACAGCUCUGCAGGCUUGAUGAUCCUGCGGACGGGCACUGCCAGGCUCAGAGCCUGAGCCCGCUGCGCGCAGAGCCAGAGCCGCCCCUCCUCCGCACUUGGCUCCGACCUCCGCAACAGGUGAGCGAGCCCCGGCUUCCCUGACAGUAGAGUUGGUGAAUCUGUGCCUGAGCCGGGAACAGACUCUCCCGCCAGCAAACUCAGCUCAAGAACUCAGGGUAUCCUCAGAUGACCACAAAAAGGGGGAAACGAGGACGAUGAUGGCUCACCAGUAUUCUUCAUGGAUCUUCGUUAAUGAGAGGACAUUUAUCACCGGAGAACAACUCAAUUCUUUAUUGAAGACCUAUAACAUUUUUUAUGGGAACCAGAAAAAUCUGCAUAUUGUAUAUGGACAGACAGAAGAUGGAGAACCAAUCGUUGAAGGAAUGCUGGACAUUUCCUGGGGAGUAAAACGGCCUAUACAACUGAAAAUCCAAGAUGAGAAGCAAAUCCCUUCUUUUACUAAAGUGAAGUCGCCCGAUGUCUUUUCCAGAAGGGGAAUGACACGCUGGGGGGAAUUUGAUGAUCUUUACCACAUUAGUGAUCUGGACAGGACCCAGAUUCCAGCAUCUGAAGCAACAAAUUACCAAGAAGAUUAUUUAUCUUAUCACAGUAGCACUCUGAAGCUUUACGCAGGAGAAGAGCCAGAAUCCCCGUUGCUCUAUCGAACCAUGAGUGAAGCUACGCUGGUGAGAAAAAGGAUGAAGCCUCCAGCGAUGGACGGAAAAGAGAGACAGAAACACAGGGUCUCCAUUAACGGGCACUUCUACAACCAUGAAACAUCAAUUUUCACUCCAGCCUUUGGAUCAGAAACUAAGGUCAGAAUAAACAGUAAUAUGAGGACUGAAGAUGUAAUAGAGCAACUUCUCCAAAAAUUUAAGAUUGAAAAUAGUGCCCAAGAUUUUGCACUUUACAUUGUUUUUGCAACAGGAGAGCGGAGACGGCUAAAGAAGACAGAUGUCCCGCUACUGCACAGGCUCCUGCAGGGACCUUCCAAAGAGAAUGCUCGCAUUUUCCUCAUGGAUAAAGAUGCAGAAGAAAUUAGCAGUGAUGUGGCUCAGUACAUUAACUUUCAUCUUUCUCUCCUGGAAUCCAUCCUUCAAAGAUUAAAUGAAGAAGAGAAGAGAGAGAUCCAAAGAACAAUAACCAAAUUCAAUACAGAAAAGGCUGCUAUACUGAAAUGUCUUCAAAGUAAACGGGUAGUAAAAACAGAGACAACCGUUUAGCAGUACAAGCUGCAGUUACCGAAACACUUCAGCUGAAUCAGAGGGAUAUUACUAUUUGAUGAAUGCAUACAUUCGACCCUUGCAUUCAUACAAAUACAUAUGAACUUGAAUCUGUAGGAAAUUGAAUGUCGAAAAAGCUUGUCUCCCUUUGAAGAGAUGAGGUUAACGAGGGUUCACAGUUGCACUGAAAGGGACUUGAAUUUAGUUUCAGUAACUGAAACAGGCUUGGAUACUGUGUAUUCCAGAUACUUGAAUAGUAAAACACACCAAUGAACUCGAA